AAUAAAUGUAUAUAUGUAUAAUACGUCAAUAAUUAAAAUUCUCAACACUAAUGAGUAAUGACCAUAAUUUGUUCAAGAUAGUUUUAAUAUCUAAUAUAUUAUAUUAUAAAUAUUAUAUCUACUAUCAUUUCUCCAUUAGAUAUAGUAUAAAAGUAAGUACCUAUUUGUGAUAAUUAAAUUAUUAUUAUUUUAUUACUCGCAUUAUUCAUUAGUAUAACUAGUAUAAGGUAAUUAUAUAAUUAAAUAUUAUGAUCAACGAUAAUAGUGCAUAUCAAAAUGGGAAGACAUCAAAAUUAUUGUCAUUCUGUAAAACUGUCCACACCAGUAACAACUUACAUUCUAAUUGAAUUUUUAUUGUGGUUUAAUUUUUUUUUAUUUAACGUUAAAAUGGAUCAACUUAAAAAACGUACUCGUCAACCAUCGAAAAAGUUAUCAACUAAAAAGAAAUUGAGUAAUCGAGUGAUGAAUUUUCUAGGAAUUCAAAACAAAACCAAUCCCAAUCCAGAGGUCGUAGAAUCUGUUGUGAAACCUUUUUUCUUGGGUGAUGACAAUCAACUACCAUGCACAUCAAGGGAAACAAUUAGUCAAAAUCCAGAGCUCGUAAAAUCUGUUGAGGCACCUUUUUUCUUAGGUGCUGACAAUCAACUACCAUGCACAUCAAGGGAAACAAUUAGGCAUAAUCCUCGGCUGGCCGCCGACUACCAGUAGUGGGCGUGGUUAAAACGUCGCGUGCUUGCGGAUCACGAAAACACCUAACAGCGCGUUCUCUCGGACGUUGUAUGCGUUUCACUUUUAGUGUGACGGCCUCUUAAG
This is a messenger RNA of Aphis gossypii (cotton aphid), 813 nucleotides long. RefSeq lists its product as uncharacterized. The transcript is spliced from 4 exons. The record is from RefSeq and is a predicted model, not a curated record. Bases 277 to 708 code for a protein of 143 amino acids. Lineage: Eukaryota; Metazoa; Arthropoda; Insecta; Hemiptera; Aphididae.